This is a messenger RNA of Monopterus albus (swamp eel), 2263 nucleotides long. Its product is annotated as probable G-protein coupled receptor. The record is from RefSeq and is a predicted model, not a curated record. Gene Ontology annotation, biological process: G protein-coupled receptor signaling pathway. NCBI's taxonomy places the organism in Eukaryota, Metazoa, Chordata, Actinopteri, Synbranchiformes, Synbranchidae. The coding region runs from base 72 to 1352 and encodes 426 amino acids. Gene Ontology annotation, molecular function: G protein-coupled receptor activity. The transcript has a single exon. Gene Ontology annotation, cellular component: endosome; plasma membrane; signaling receptor complex.
UUUGAUGUUUGAGUGAUCCUUUGAGGGUGCCUGGUAUCCAGAUGUGUACUUUGAAACCUUUAUUAUGAAUCAUGGAGGAGAAGAGUUCAUUUCUGACUCGUCAGGACAAUGACAGCACAAACAUUUGGGCACCGAUGCCAACAGCUCCCAGCAGACAGCUGGGUACCCUUCCCAACCCCCAAACACGCUUCAAGGACCUGACAGGGAUAUUUUUCAUGGUGACCCUGAAUGCUCUGGCACUUCUGGCCAACACUGCUGUUCUAGUUGUUGUCAUAAAAGCCCCUCAUCUUAGGAAAUUUGCCUUUGUUUGCCACCUGUGUGCAGUGGACCUGCUGUGUGCCAUCUUGCUCAUGCCUCUUGGGAUUGUGUCAAGCUCUCCGUACUUUCCUAGUGUGGUGUUUACUGUGCUGGAGUGUCAGGUCUACAUCUUCCUCAAUGUAAUCCUCAUAGCUGCCUCUAUUUUCACCAUCACAGCCAUCAGUGUGGAACGUUACUACUACAUUGUCCACCCAAUGCACUAUGAAGUCAAGAUGACACUGAAGCUGACUGCAGCUGUCGUGGUACUGGUAUGGGUGGCCUCUGCUCUGCUGGGCUUGUCCAACGUGUUUGGGUAUCCACCCUAUGGCAGCCUGCGCACCAUCAGUGCUGCGCAUUGCUCAAUAUGUUGGAGCCACAGCGAGCACAGGCCGGUCUUCUAUGUGCUCUUUAGUGUCACAUGUUUCUGCCUGCCUGCUGUAGUGAUUUUCACCGUCUAUUGUAAUGUGUACAAGGUGGCUCGUGUGGCCGCUCGCCAGCAUGGACCUCUGCCCUUGUGGGCAAACAGCCAACUGAAACACCGCUCUGACUCAAUAAACAGCCAGACUACCAUCAUCACAACCCACAGUGCCCCACGCAGGAUUAUGCACAAUCGGCUUUUUGGUGGUAGUAAGGCCGCUCUCACUCUGCUUGUUAUUGUUGGUGAGUUCCUGAUCUGCUGGCUGCCUUACUUUGCCUUCCAUCUCCACCUGACACUAGAUACAACACCCAGAAUCCCUGAUGACCUGGAGGAUGUGGUCACCUGGCUGGCAUAUUCCUCCUUUGCUAUAAACCCAUUCUUUUAUGGGCUUCUUAACAGGCAAAUCAGGGAAGAGCUUUGGAAGCUGAGGCGUUGCUACUUGGCCCGGCCAGUAGAGCUGGGUGUCUCCAGCCAUGAGGGCUUAGGCCAUGAGAACUUCCUGCAGUUCCUCCACAGGACCAGCUGCACGUUAGAGACAUGUGCAAGCUUUGCCACAUCGAGUCCUAGAAGCACUCUGGAUCAAAGUGGGCAGACUGGCUUCAGGUUACCCGGGCAGAUUCCAGAAGAGUUCAGUUAAAUACCUCACUGUUGCGCCACAGCAUUAAUAACCUGGAGACUCUAAAUCCACGGGGAUUCACAGUACUUCAUGAAUGUCUACAAUGUCUGUAAUCUGUAUACAGUAAAAUAUAGCUUCAAGAAAUGAACACUUACUUUCUUGUCUUUGAAAGCUGAAACUCUUUUAUACUGUGUUUUAUACCUUUUACCCUCAGAAACAAAUACUGGAACACAAAGCUCAUGGUCAUUUUAAAUUAUUGUUACUGAAUCUCUAGUAAAACUAGAUGUUAUAUAGUUACUAAUCCUACUUAAAAAUGUUUUUCUGGUGACUAAGGAAAUGUUACUAUUUAUCUGCAAUAAGUAGAUCUAUUUUAUUAAAAGCAAUGAACGCAGGUAUCACAUUAUACUUGAACAGUAUGUCAUGACAAUAUAUUCAUUUAAAAGGUCUAUUUCUCAUAAAUAAGAUGCUGAGGGUGAGACUGAGCAGAAAUGUAUUCUUACAGUACAAAUAGAGCAGCAAUAUUCUUUAUACAAUUAAAAUAUUACACAGUUGAAUGUUGUGUGUUGUAGGAAUUUCUGCAAACUUUAUUUAUUGUAUUCCAAGAAGAAAUCACUUUUUAUUCAAGAAUUUGUUGUUUCUUAUGGCUUCAAAUGUGUAAAUAAACACUGAUCAUUACUUAGACCGCAGUAACCUUAGUGCACAUCACCAGCAGGCAAUAUAUACACCUUUUAUUAGCACAUUGCGACUUAGAUGUGAGUGGCAUUCAAUCAAAACUGAAGGAACAGGCUGUCUUGUGAGCAUGAGAUCAAUAGCCAGACUCCCCAGUACAAGUUCAUCCUUGAGGUCACUAACUGUAGGUUCCUUCAGAUGAAUUUGCCAGCUAUAUACUUCAAAAUGUAGGGGUGAACUUACAAUAUAACACUAAAAGGAGU